This is a messenger RNA of Danio aesculapii, 7660 nucleotides long. RefSeq names its product RUN and SH3 domain containing 2 (gene rusc2). The record is from RefSeq and is a predicted model, not a curated record. NCBI's taxonomy places the organism in Eukaryota, Metazoa, Chordata, Actinopteri, Cypriniformes, Danionidae. Gene Ontology annotation, molecular function: protein binding. The transcript has 13 exons. The coding region runs from base 438 to 5366 and encodes 1642 amino acids. Gene Ontology annotation, cellular component: cytoplasmic vesicle.
AUCAAGCCACAGUUUCCAACCCCUCUCACCUGGACCCAAACAGACUUGGUUUGUGACCUCCAUCACCGUAAAGAUGCCCAAAAGUCAGCAUUCUACGGACGCGCAGUUUGUGUGAGCGCGAGGGCGGGUGCGCGCAUCAUCUGACGUAGCGCCGUUCACGUCUCUCAGCGCUGCGCCGCUGUUGCGCUCAGUAUCUUCACCACAAAAUCAACCCAAACGUCAAGAUUGUUCACCGUGAUUUGACAUCCUGAUAUCUGGGAGCCGUAGACAUGACAUUUAUCGUCAAUAUGUUUUCCUUCUGUCAAGAAAACCUUUUCUUUAAUGUUCAUCACUCUCCGAAACCACGGAUUGGCAUUGGACGUGUCAACUAAAAUUCUCUGAAAACCCCAUUCUGUAAAUAUCCAAAUAUACACUGUCUUCGCCCACACUAGAAGACAAUGGACAGUCCACCUAAGCUUGCAGGGGAGACUCUUAUUGUCCACCACAUUCCGCUGGUUCACUGCCAGGUUUCUAGCUCACGGAAGUGCUGUGGUAGUUCAUUGAAAAGGAACAGUAAUCCUUUCAGCUGCCCAGAGAACCUGGGAUUGAGUCGGACGACCUCCCUACCUGAGAGAGAUAUUCUUCAGCGGGAGGCGCUGGUGUACAGCAGUCUCAUACAGACGUCAAGCAGCAGCCUCAGCUCUAGUGACACUUUUGGAGAUGGAGGGAUGAGAGGAGGAGAGAAACGAGGAAGAGGAGGGAGGGACGGGAGUAUGGCAAGUGACACGUCCUCUUUCACCUCAAGCAAUUCUGAAGAUCAUGCUCAAGGCCUACCGAUGAAGACACAUGAACGGCCGAGGCGCAACCCCUUUCUUCUCAACACUGAAGAUGAAGAUGAUGAGGAUGAAGACAAUCUAAAUGGAUAUUUGGAAGACUCCUCUUUUCACUUGCAUGGAAAUUUGCAUGAAAUCUCAAAUGCAAUGCUUUCAAAUGAAGACCUGCCACCUUUCCACCUACAUGACCUUGGGUUUACUGCUGAACCUUUUCUCUUGCAUGAGUCUACAGAAAAACAGUGGUGUUCUACAAAUGGACCAAGUCGGGAAGCAGAGAGUAGAGACCAUACAAUAGGUGGGACUUUUGAUUUGUCUACUCACAUGGAGGGCCUAAACCUGCUGAGAUUAGAUAGCCAGAGACGCCAUGGAAGCAGUGGUUCAACCCUUUCUAUGGACUGUGGUGAGCAAGAAUGGGGUGAGGAUGACGAUUAUGAAGACCAUUCCAUGCAGGGGGGAAGAGGCAGCUCAGAGUCUUCCAGUCUGGCAGCACCACACUGCUCGUGCUGUGGUCUUUCCCAACCAUACUCUGAACCUUUUCAGGAAUUUUCUGAGUGUCACCAGGGCUAUGGCAGUGAUUCCUCCUGCAAUAGCUCAGAUGGAGUGCUGGUUAACUUCAGCACGAUUUACAACAAGAUGAACAAUGUUGUCCCAGCUAAGCAGUCGCUCAAUAUCAACAGUUCCACUGAGCAAUCCUGUGCCUCAUCUGUGUCUGAGCUUGUUGGGAUGUGCGGGACAGAAUGUAGCAGUGGACGUGGGGCUUUCUACUUAGACUUGCACACCUCCCCAGUCGAACCCCCUCAGCAUGCUUUAACCACUCAAGAACAUGCAAACUCUUCCUCUAUAUCUCAGCAACAAGGUGCCACUAUGGAAGUAGAUGCCAACUGCAACUCAUACCACAACAUCCUUGGAAGUGAGGGACUGUCGUCUGCUGAAACCUCUGCCAAUGACCUCACGUCGUGUCUUCAAAGCCAAGCUCGCUUGGUUGUAGCAACACAGAAUUACUACAAGCUCGUGACAUGUGACCUUUCUUCCCAGUCCUCUCCCAGUCCUGUGGGAUCAUCGGUCACAAGCUGUUCAGAUGAGCACAGCAAAGGGAGUCCUACUCAACCAACAGAGUACUACUUAUUUCAGCAAAUGAAAGAGGAUGAAGAAGAGGAAGACACAGAACUGAAUGAAGAAAAUGACCCAACUGACAUUGACUCUAUUCAUGAGAAUGUAAUUGAGGGCCAGGUUUAUAUCAACAUCUCGCCACCUACAACAACCUAUAAUUCAAUCGUUUCGGGGAGCAGUCGACCUCGCUCUAGAAGCUACGAUCGAAACUUGGACAAGUCUCCAUCUCCUCGUCUAGGAUCCUUGGAGCGCAUGCUCAGCUGCCCUGUUCGCCUCAGUGAGAGUGCAGACCCAAGCCCGCCACUUCCACCGCGUGUUACUUCUUUUGCUGAAAUUGCAAGGAAUAAGAGAAGAACCGGAGGAUCACCAUCUCAGAGGAGUGGGAUUGAGGCCACAUCCACACACUCUCACUCCUCUGGAGAGUUCUCGCCCAUCUUGGAAGGCCUUCCCGAGGGUCAGAGCCACAGCUUGCCACCUCUGACUCGAUGUCAUAGUCAGGGGAGCUGUGAUUUGUCCUCCUCAUAUAGACCAUGGAGUACACCACUGCGAGAAUCUCCAGGGGGAAUGGGAAGACAGACUCGAUCCAAAGCAGAAGGUGGCCUGUCUAGCUCGACGGACUCCUCUUCAAUUGUAAUUCGCUAUAGCAAAGAUCAACGCCCAACCUCUUUACCUAUUCAGCCCUUCACUUUUCAGCAUCAGUUUGGGAAACCUCAGGCAAAGCCUAUACUUCCUCUUCUGGACGGAUACAUAAGCCAUAUGCAGAGUCGAGGGGCUGCAGCACCAGAAGGGGAUGAAGAUGACUCGGAAGAACACCACAGGCCAGCUCACGGCACCUCCAACACACCGACAACAGUGCGGCCAUCUCCACUGGGAAGCUAUUCACCAAUUCGGCUCCAAGGUGCAUCCACCUCUUCUGGAAAUUGCUCAACAUGCUCUCCGACUCCGAGUGGUCCACGGCCACCACGUUCCCUCUCUUGCCCCAUCUCUGCAGGUCUUCUGCCUCAGCACACCCCACCUGGAGUGGCCAUACGUACAGAGACUCCUAAACUUGCUCCAUUACCUCCCACACCACCUCCUGCUCCCCUGAUGAAGCAAAGUCCAUUGAUGCCUGCGUUGCCCACUAGAAAUCACUGCUUCCACCGGGGAAAUUUGCCAGUGCUUCCCAGCUCUGGUCUUAGUCCUCUUGGACAGUUGGAGCCUGCACCGCAGGAAGAACCAGUAAAGGUUUUACCAUCAUGCAUGACACAGCGACAGCCUAAUGUGCACCACCUCUCCCCGCAGGCACUCAAAUGGAGAGAGUACAGGCGCAAGAACCCUCUGGGUGUGGAGCGCUGUAAAGAUGGCCCUCAUUCUUUCUCUUGUUCUUUGGAAACCAAGAGACCUGGAACUCGUGUCAUGCGACGCAAUGUCUUUGAUUUCCCACCAACCAAUCAAGCACUCAGCUUCGGCAGGCUAAAUGGUCAGUCGUUGAGGCAGCUGCCACAGUGCUACAGCGACUUCCUGCCUGAUUACUUCUCUCAGACAGAGCGCCCUCCUGAGGAGUUCUGCUUAUCUCCUGAUGCUCAUACUGAUGAAUCCAUCUCUAUAGACCUGUUGCAGAAAAGAGGUUUGGUGAAAGCCAUCAACACUGCAGUUGAUCUGAUAGUUGCUCAUUUUGGCACCAGUCGGGAUGCGGGAGUUAAGGCCAAGUUGGGUAAUAGCUCAGUUAGUCCAAAUGUGGGUCACCUUAUUCUGAAGUACUUGUGUCCUGCCAUUCGUGAAAUACUGAAUGAUGGACUGAAAGCAUAUGUACUGGACCUAAUCAUUGGACAACGCAAAAACCAGCCCUGGAGUGUGGUUGAAGCCUCCACACAGCUUGGUCCUUCUACGCGAGUUUUGCACAGCCUGUUUUCUAAAGUGAGCCAGUAUUCUGAGCUGACUAAUCACAGCAUGAGACUCAAUGCCUUCAUCUUUGGCCUCCUAAACUUGCGAUCUCUGGAAUUCUGGUUCAAUCACAUUUAUACACAUGAAGACAUCAUAGCAGCACACUACCACCCAUGGGGUUUCCUACCGCUGUCUCAAGGAGCUUGCCAGCCCCUUUUUGAAGAGUUGAUGCUCUUGCUUCAGCCGCUGUCACUGCUGCCCUUUGACCUUGACCUGCUAUUUGAGCCACACCAGCUUCAGAAAGGAGAAGAACACCUGAGACGCAAAGAACAGCUGUGCUCUGCUCGCCAAAGCCUCGACCAAUCAGAUCGCUCCACUUUCCAGCUCAUGCGAGGCUGUGGAAUGUUGGAGUCACAGGGAGUGGGAAUGCUGCCUCAAAGAGAAAGCUUCGUGCUGAGAGAUGAGGAGUGCCGGUUUAGGACUGAGGGAGUGACAUUAAAAAUGAAACAAGAAUGGCAGAGGAGUGUGGGAGCAGAACGUGAGUUACGGAAUAAGGAGGAUGGAGUUGGCAAAGAGUGCUUGCGAAAGAGUGACACAGGACAGAUACAAGGUGGAGGGUGCUGUGCUGCCAGAAUGAAGGGAGUUGGAGAAGACAGUGAGAAGGACAAAAAGAGAGAAAAAGAUGGAGAUGGAUCUAAACAGAGAAACCGACAAGCUGGCUGGUGGUAUCAGCUGAUGCAAAGCUCACAGGUUUACAUUGACAACUCUGCCGAGGGGUCGAAAUUUGUGAAGUGGGAGAAGAGGAGGAAAGGAGGGGUUGAGAAUCACCGGCAGAGCCAUCCACCUCCUAGAGAAGGUGUUGUUGAAGGGGCCGAGGCCAUUCAGCAGAUGGAUGAACAGGUGGAACACGGUCGGACCAGUAGUAGCAAUAUUAAUAGCAUUGGCCGUGGGGUCCUCCACCAAUCAGCUUUGUCAGAACCCACAAAAGCCACAAAGGGAAAGCCAUCUUGGAUGGGAAGUCCACCGGAAUCAGUGCUUACUGAGCUGAAGAAGAGUAAGGAGAAGCAGCCAGAUCGCCAAGAUCCGAAUGAAGGGCUUCAGGCCCAGGCAGAAGCAGAGGAGGAUGGAUCGGCUCAAGUGCUCCGUUGGGGACGACUGUUUGGAGCUGGAAAUUCAAGCAAGAAAGAAAAUAUUGAACAGAAAUCAGUCAGGAAACAAAGAUUGCCUUCAGGUUGGUUGAGUAUCGACCAUUCUGUGUUGGAUCUGGUGGCUCAGUCUGUUGGAGUUCGGAAAAGAACGGAGCAACAAUCUUUUACGUCUCAAAGCCAAGAAUCCAAACUUGGCCCAACUGAACAAGCACAAACACAGACUCCCCCAACAAAGAGACUAGCCCCACGGGAAGUGAAGGCGUUAUGCCAUCAUAUUGCCACAGAGCCAGGCCAGCUCAGUUUCAAUAAAGGUGACGUUCUGCAGGUGCUCAGCAGGGCAGACUCUGAUUGGCUGUUGUGUGCUCUGGGCGAUAGCCAGGGGCUUGUUCCCAUCAUAUACGUCACCCUGAUUGAAGACAGUCAGGAGCGUUGAAACUCAUAGGCACCAUUACAAACUGCAGUGGGAUGCAUUGGGGAAUAAAGUGAAGGGUCACAGUUUUUGGAAUAUAAAAGCUGCUGCACAAGAAUUUGUUUUGUGCUCGCAUCUGUAUGUAAACACCAACACACCACUACUUACACACAAACACCACACUUUGCUGUUGUGAAAGCACCCUCUUUGUUUCAGUGAACAGCAAUGAGCCAACCAGUGAUUAGAAAGUGUAGAUCUAGUUACCGAGUAGUGAAAUCGUUUGCAACGAGCCAUCAGGUUUUGCAACUUAGCUUGUAAUCAUAAAUGUCAAUAGCCUUUUAAAAAGAACUAAAAACCAAAUGAAGUUGUUAGAUGACACCACAGGCACAUAUGCCUUGUCUUUAUUAAAUACUGUAUGAUUUUAUGUAAUCUAGAUGUUAACCAAUUCAAUGUGUUGCGACCAACAGUGUGUGCAUGUGCUCUUUAGAGGCCGUGCGUAACCCCGGUGGUCGUUUGUGAACAUCUCGUUCUGAAUAGUACAUCACUGAAUAACUUCUGAAUAGUACAUUCUGAAUAGUACAUCACUGAAUAACGGACGCCUCUGUUUUUAAGUCUACAGGACGCAAAGAUUGAAAAAGAUUCAAUAUUUGCUCAGCCUUAUGGGACAAGGGAAAUCUGCCAAUCUAGAUGCUUUUUUUCCCCCAACUUGUGCUGCUUUGACAGGUAAAUAGAUAAGCUAAUGCUAUCGCCACAAUCUUGCCCCUUCAUUUCAUGCUUUAUCCACCAAUAAGGGAUGAAUUACAGCAGGAUUGGCAGCAUGUAAUGCAGUGCACUACAAAUGUUCUUCUUUUAUUCCAUACUUGAUUUUAAAUGUGCUAUAUUCCUUCCUAUAACAGCCUUUGCACAAUCUGCAAGAGAUAUAGAAAGGGAACAUGUCUAAUAUUUGUUUGCAUUCAACUUUGUUGAUUUUUUUUUGGUUUAAGGAGUUAUUUAGGCCUAUAUUUAUUAAGAUAGAUCAUUGUGUAAAUGAAGGAUGUAUAGAUGGAAUUUAUAGAGUUUUAUGUAAGUUUUUGAUUAGCGAAAACAAUUUUAAUGGGAUUUGGUUGCAGAUCCCUUCCCCUUUAAUACAGUCGGUUAAUGAGAUUAUAUUCUCCAGCUAACAAUAUGAUCAUUUGUUUGAAUAUUAUCCACAAAUACGUUCAUCUGCCAUCUUUGCAGUAGAGGACAAAGAUUUUUAGACAAGGACAGUAAAUACCCUAUACAAUACUGUAGCAGUACCCUAUUGUGCUUUAAUUUAUGGCCAUUUGGUGUGCUAAAUUGAACUCAAGGAGAGGCCUUAUGGAAGGGAAUGUGGAUUAUGUAUUUUAUUAUAGCAUUAAAUUGUUAUUUCAGGACUUGAGGAUGAUGAGCAGUUAAAUGAUCUCUGGCCCUCAGUAUGACAUGAUAUGCUUUGAAGUAAUAUAAAUAACAUCAUAUUUUGAUUUGAUUAUUUCAAAUUGAUUUAUUUAGUAAUCAAUGUAUGAUUGUCAAAGUAUGUUUUGUUCAAACAGUUCUAUGAUUUUUUUAAUGAUUAUUUUCUAUUUAUGAAAUGCAUUAGUCAUUAUUUUGUGUGUUUGUAAUUGUAAAUAUGUUGCAUUUUGUUCUCGAAAAGGAAAAUUACAUUAUUGAGAUGACUUUGUUAUUAACAGCUUUUAACUCUUAACAGUUAAUAACAUACAAAUGUACAUUAUAUUGUUAUGGGAUGUCAUGAGUAGAAAUAAAAAACGCUCUCACCACAAAAAAGCCGCGCAAUCUAGAUUGUAGUGCUGCUGCUUUAGGUCAGUCUUGGUCACUCAAGGUUUGUCUGUCGGUCUUCCAAAUUCGCUUUGCUUCUCACUGAAGUCUACCCAGUAAAUAUUAAGGAAAGAGAGAGAGAUUGCUAGAGAAAUAGCUGUCUAGUGCCUUUUUGAACCAAUGUGUCUGCUAGUGGGAUUCAAAAGUGUCUCCUUACAAGUGGCUGUUGCUUUUUACUUCCGUAUGAGGCGGGAAUAAAAGAAACAAUGGCAUCAUAGCUUGUUUUCACUUUUCCUUGCGGAUUGUUAGAGGAUGAAUACUAAUGAAAGGGAAUAAGUCCUAUUUGGAUGUAUGAUGUUUGUGCAAUGUUCUCUCUCGCUCUCCCUCUCUCUCUCUGCUUUGAUCAAUCCGAUAUUUCUGGCCUGUAAAUACUGUAUGAUACCUGUAGCUCACCUGACUCUGCUGUUCCCUGUGUGACCAUGUUGUGCUCCUAUAAUUACCAUCAUGUAUGGAUAUCAAUAACAAAGUGCUCAUUUGAACACUGA